This is a messenger RNA of Rubroshorea leprosula, 4021 nucleotides long. NCBI's taxonomy places the organism in Eukaryota, Viridiplantae, Streptophyta, Magnoliopsida, Malvales, Dipterocarpaceae. The record is from the annotation of a GenBank genome assembly.
GACUGAACUGAUGCAGGUUCAUUAGAAAGAAGGGGAAUCUUUGAGAGACUAUAUGCAACGAUUCAACAAUGCUACUUUAGACAUUGAUAACGUCUUCGAUACCAUCUGCUUGGCUGCCUUACUGCAUGGUUUGAAGCGUGGUCGGUUCCUAGACGACCUACUAGAGAACCCACCAAAGACGUGGAAAGAAGUAAAUGACAGGUCUCAAAUCCUAGCACAAGUUCAGCACUGGAUUAGAAGACCUCCAGCCCCACUGCAUGAUUCCCCAAGAGCAGACAAGAGCAAGUAUUGUGACUACCAUUAUGCAUACGGUCAUAAUACAGAAGACUGUCAACACUUAAAGGAUGAGCUGGAGUUCUUAGCUCGCAAUGGGAAAUUAGAAGGAUACGGGCAGAGGUUCCACCUCGGCAACACACAGGACGUAUAUCAGGAUAAUCAAUAUCCUUCUAAGCAGGGUAGAGCGUACAGGGGCCGUCAAUUCAAUAGGCGAGGCCAAGGACAGAGGACUACCACCCAAAACCAAAAAGACAGGAAAGGGGUGAUGACUGUUAACAAGAACAGACCCUUGAAGUGGCCAUUCGAGGAGGCGGAGUGGGAGAAUGCACCCAUUACAUUCAGCCCGGUAGAUUAUAAGCGAGCAGACGGAGAGCCCAACGUUAUGAUGCCUCAUGCAGACCCUUUUGUGGCAACGGUUCAUAUAGGCAAUCAUAACGUCAACAAGGUCUUCAUUGAUAUUGGUAGCUCACCAGAUAUCCUAUAUUGGAGCGACUUUCAAAAGAUGCAACUGAAUCCGAGCUCGCUGCAGAAGUAUGAAGGGCCCAUAUAUGGGUUUGAUAACCAACCCGUCCCGGUUGAGGGAGUUAAUACUCUUCCCAUAUAUGUGGGCUCAGAACCACGCUUCAGGAUGGCUUCUGUUAGCUUUCUGGUCGUCAAGAUGGAGUCAGCUUUCAAUGCUAUAUUAGGAAAAGCCACCAUGUGCGAGCUGAAGGCUGUUAUUCCACAACCCCAUCUCUGUAUGAAAUUCUCAACUCCUCAGGGGGUAGGGGUGCUUAAGGGGAACCAGAAGAUAGCCAGAGCCUACUAUCAAGAUACAUUCAAGAAAGUUGAGCUCGCUACAGCCCCGAAAGGCUCUUUUGAAAAUCACAGGCCAACUCAGCUCGGUCAACAGACAAUGAACAUAUCAGACAUUGAGCAUCGACCUGAGGGUGUCGAACAGAAAGCAGAGUCGAUAGAACCAGUGGAAGCAGUCCCCCUAAACCCUGAUGUGCCGAAAAGAACAUUGACAGUCCACAAGCUCAGCACGAACCCCACCAAAAGGUCGGUGGUUCAAAAACGUCACCUUUUUGGCCCUGAGAAGCAAGCUGCUAUAGAUGAAAAGAUACAAAAGUUAUUACAGGCAGGCUUCAUCAGGAGAGUUGAAUACUCUGAGUGGGUGUCUAACCCUGUGCUCAUAAAAAAACCAAAUGGCAAGUGGAGGAUGUGUAUUGAUUUCACCAACUUAAAUGAGGCGUGUCCAAAAGACCCUCACCCCUUGCCAAAUGUUGAGAAGCUGGUAGAGCGAGCAGCCAGACAUGAACGAAUGAGUUUUCUUGAUACCAGUUCGGGUUAUCACCAGGUUCAACUGCUGUUGGACGACCAGGAGAAAACAGCUUUUUAUACUGGUGAUGCAAUCUACUGCUAUGUCAUGAUACCAUUUGGCUUGAAAAAUGCAGGCGUGACAUAUCAGAAGCUGGUGCAAGUCGUCUUUAAGCUCCAAAUCGGCAGGAAUAUUGAAGUAUAUGUGGACGACAUAAUAGUAACCAGCAAGCGAGCUGAGGAUCACAUAGACGACCUGAAUGAAACAUUUCAAAACUUGCGCAGAACCCAAAUGAAGCUGAAUCCCCUGAAGUGCACAUUUGCUGUGGAAUCAGGAAAGUUCCUAAGGUACGUGGUAUCAAAGAAAGGAAUUGAGGUAAAUCCAGAGAAGGUUCAGGCCGUUCAACAGAUGGAGCCUCCCAAGACCGCGUUUGACGAGCUCAAACGAUAUCUGGCGUCAGCACCUCUGCUGUCCAAGCCUAAGGAAGGGGAGAGUUUAUACCUGUAUUUGGGGGUUACAGACGAGGCGGUGAGCUCGAUUUUGCUAAGGGAAGAGAAUAAACAUCAAAAGCCUAUUUGUUAUGUGAGUAAAGUUUUACAAGGCGCAGAGCAGAACUACUCACUAGUAGAAAAGGCUGUUUUUGCCCUGGUAUACACAGCUCAUAAGUUGAGAGCUUACUUUCAAUCCCAUCAAAUUGUUGUCUAUACCGAUCUACCGUUGAGGAAGAUACUGCAGAAGCCUGAACUCUCUGGUUGGCUUAUCGGGUGGAGCGUCGAGCUGAGUGAGUACGACCUCAAAUUUCAGCCGCGCACAACCAUAAAAAGGGCACAGUGGAAGAAAGGAUCGGGUGCUGGGGCUGCUAAUAUUGAAGGAUUGGGUGCUGGGGCUGUGUUAGUGGGCUCAGAUGGCUUUAAAUCCGAGCAUGCAUUGAGGUUUAAGUUUCAGACAACAAAUAAUGCUGUAGAAUAUGAAGCCCUUAUUUAUGGUUUGAAGCUGGAGUCCGAGCUAAAAGUACAGAGCAUUCAGGUUUUUAGUAACUCUCAGCUCGUUGUGGGACAAGUGAAUGGUAGCUGUGAAAUCAGGGAUCCUCAGCUUGGUCGUUAUGCCUCUGUGGUCAACGGAUUGAAAUCAGGAUUUGUAUCUUUCCAGAUCGACAAGAUUCCCGAAGCAGAUAACCAGCGAGCUGACAAGCUAUCAAAAUUAGCCUCCUCACAAGACAUCAACCCUCGAAGAUCAACAAUUGUGGAACUGGACCACCUCGCUCAUAGAGUAUCUUUCCAGAUCGACAAGAUACCCAAAGCAGAUAACCAGCGAGCUAACAAGCUAUCAAAAUUAGCCUCCUCACAAGAUAUCAACCCUCGGAGAUCAAUAAUUGUGGAAGUGCUUGACGCCCCGAGCUACACUGAUUUCACAAUCGAGUGUCAGCUGCUAAGCACAGAUCCCUCUUCACCGAGCUGGACCACCCCGCUCAUAGAGUAUCUGCGAAGUGGCGAGCUGCCUGAAGAUCCAUCCACAGCAAAGUUGAUUAAACGCAGGGCGGCACAUUUCACACUAUUAGAUAAUCAACUCUACAAGACGCAUAGAGCUAUGUCAAAAAGUGCCCGACUUGCCAGUUCAAUGCUGAUGAUAUCCAUAUGCCAGGGAGUUGAUCUGCUCGGCCCUUUCGUGAAAGGUAAGGGAGGUUGCACUUACCUCGUUGUCGCGGUGGAUUACUUCACCAAAUGGAUAGAAGCCAAACUAUUAUCCACGACAACAGAGAAGAAAAUAGAGGAAUUUCUGUUCAAUUCAAUAUUAUGCAGGUUUGGCAUACCUAAAUGGAUCAUUGCUGACAAUGGUCCACAGUUCCGAGCCGCAGCACUGAGGUUGUUCUGUAACGACUAUGGCAUUGAGUUUGCCUUGACUUUUAUCUCUGCCACAGGCGAAACCCCAUUCAGGCUUGCCUAUGGAGCUAAGGCCGUCAUCCUUGUAAAGGUCAUACUGCCAUCUGAUAGAGCAGGUCAACACAACAAUCACAGCAAUGAGCAACUUUUAAGAGAGAAUCUAGACUUUGUAGAAGAGGUCAAGGAGAUGUCUCGAAUAAGAAACAUGGCGCAUCAAAGUCGUGUCGCUAGAUUUUAUAAUAAGCGAGUUCGAGCUCGUCAAUUUCAAGUUGGCAAUCUGGUUUUGUGCAAGGCUGGGCUUACUAAUGCUUACUCGCAUAUGGGGAAACUUGCACCAAACUGGGAAGGUCCUUAUAUGGUUAUUUGUGUUAAGCGACUUGGGUCUUAUCAAUUAGCAGAUUUACAAGGUCAUCCAUUACCAUUCAUUUGGAACAUACAUAACCUUAGAAAGUUUUACAGUUAACAUGUAUGUUAUUACUUUGUCCAGGUCAUUACUGAUCAAUUGUAAACGACAAUGUACAGAAAAUUCAACACAAAAAUUUCAAAAGAAAAGAUUCAACUUUGU